Suillus subalutaceus is the source of this 389-nucleotide messenger RNA. RefSeq lists its product as uncharacterized. The transcript is spliced from 2 exons. Bases 1 to 357 code for a protein of 118 amino acids. The record is from RefSeq and is a predicted model, not a curated record. Lineage: Eukaryota; Fungi; Basidiomycota; Agaricomycetes; Boletales; Suillaceae.
AUGUCCCUAGUCGUUUUACACAUAACGCGCAGCUUUCCCUGCGAAACGCGCCAUAGGCGCGGUACUUUCCCAGCACAACGCGCAGCAUUCCCACACGCGCACCUUGCGCGCUUUAUUGCGCUUAAGCGCCCUGCAUUGCCUGCAUUGCCUAUCCAGGAACGUCCCUCUAUGUCCAUCCACCUCAUUGGUAAUCUGCUGGUAGACAACAAGUCGGAGAGCUAUGAGCAAGUGGUACUGCUAGUGGAUGACACGGAGCUUGAAUCUACAGUGAAUGGGUCUAAGGAGGUUGAGGCUGGGGGCCGUGGAAAGCGCAGACGCGUUGCAAACACUCAGUACAAGGAUUUUUGGCUGCACUAGACCUUUUUUUCAUGUUUUUACCAUAUGUCACA